This is a messenger RNA of Closterium sp. Naga37s-1, 3444 nucleotides long. The record is from the annotation of a GenBank genome assembly. Lineage: Eukaryota; Viridiplantae; Streptophyta; Zygnematophyceae; Desmidiales; Closteriaceae.
AUGGAAGCCAUCAACCUGCGCAACAACCAGCUGACGGGCCCUGUACUGCAGCCCAUCCCACCAACAAUCACCUCCUACAAUCUCGAUCUCAACUAUUUCUCCUCAGGCUUCUCCUCCCCACCUGACUGCUCCCAAGGCUCCAUCUCCUUUCGCUUCAACUGCCUCCAAACCCCUACCCAAGGCUUCUCCUGCCCUACCCCAGCCACGCCCUCUGCUGCGGAUGCAGCGGUGCAGCGGCCGGAGGAGCUCUGUGCUGCCUUCUGCGGCGUGAGUGCUGCCGAUCCCCCGUGCGACGGCCAUGGCGUGUGCUACCUGGAGGGCCCCAGCAGAGUGCCCACGUGUGACUGCGAGUCUGGGUUUGUCAAUGGGGAGUUUCCUGGAAGCUGCAUCGCUGAAGGCAGCGAAGACCCAUUAAGUGUGCGGCCGACAGCAGCACAGACAGCAGUGAAAGGGGGGGCUUCAGUGGCAAACGACGGGCGCAUCACACUCACAGCCUCUCAUCUGAACAAGUGGGGUGCAGCCUUCCUCCAACUGCCCAUCCCACUCUUCUCCUUCGCACUCAAGGCCGGUGCCUGCGGCCGCCCCUUGGCCUUCACCGUCUAUUUCUCCUUCUCCAUUCUCAAACCAGCCACCGCCAGCAGGGCAGCAGCCACAGCGGCAGGUGACGCGGGGGAUGGUUUUGCGUUUGUGAUUGCAGCCAGCGACGCUGCUACGGGCGGUAGCAGUGGCAACAGUGACGGCAGUGGUGGGGGCGGCAGCUUGGGGUAUUCUGGCAUGGAUGAGCGCAGCAUAGCCGUGGAGUUUGACACUUCUAAGAGCACUGAUGCCAACGACCCAGACAACAACCACGUGGGAGUGAGUGUGAGGGGCAACACCUCUUCCAUCGCAACUGCCAAAGCGCCCUUCACUCUCAACGACGGAAAGCCAAAGCAAGCCUGGGUCGUCUUCGAACCCUCUCCUUCCUCCUCUGGCGGUGCUGCUAGUGGCAGCGCUACCUAUGGCAGCAGCAACAGCAGCGGCGGCGGCACGGGGUGGCUGCGGGUGUUUCUGUCGGCCAGGGGGUCCCCUCGACCGAGCAAGGCAGUGCUGGCGAUGCAGGUGUCGCUGUGCGAGUUCCUGCAGCCCAGUGCAGCCGAGGCAUCGUUCCUCAUGGGCUUCACUGCUUCCUCCUCUGACUCCCCUCAGCAGCACUCCAUCCUUGAGUGGAACAUCACCACAGGUCCUUACCGCUGCUCAAUGCUGCUCCCUGCUGCCACCCCCUCCGUUCUCCUCUACUCCCGCGUGCUUAUCGCUUCGGACUGCCAGCAGUUUGGGUUCCAGUUCAGCGAGGCAUCGCUGGCACCAGUGGGGGCGAACCUGUUUUUCCGCUACGCCAGUGCGGGCGUGCAAGCAGUGCUGCCAGCAGGUACAGCAGGAGCGGAAGGGGGAAGCGGCAAGGAGGAGGAGGUGUGGGUUGUGAGCCAGGCGUUCUCCUGGACCGACCAGGGGCUUUCUUGGCCUGUCCAGAACCAAGGCGCCUGCGGUGACUGCUGGGCGUACGCGGUGGUGGGCAGCAUAGAAAUGGCAUAUGGCAUUCUCUCCAACCUCACUGUUGUGCCACACCUCUCCGUCACCCAGCUGCGCAGCGCCCUCGGCGCCUCAUGCUCGCAGGGCAACUCGCCCUCCCAGGCCUUCCAGUACCUCGUCACUCUCAACGCCAAGAGCAAAGUGGGACUCACGGAGGACGGCGGGACCGGGGUGGUGGUGAGCGGGGGCGGGGCCACGAAGAGCAGCAGCCAGAGCCCGCUCUGUAGCAUGCCCAUCUUUUCUCUGCUCGCACAAGCGCUUGGGAUCUCCUGCGGCAAAGGCCACACCCCUGGAACAAGCAAGCCAUCAAGGGGGGCGUUUAGAGUGAACGGGUUUGAGCGCACGUCAUUCCACGGCUGGUUUGGGCUGCUGCUGGCCGUGCAGCGACAGCCCGUGGUGGUGCAUGUGCAGGCCACCGUCCCCUCUUUCCUCGACUAUGAUGGGCUAUCCAAGUACGCGGACCCCUCGUGCUUCACGUACAACUUGAACCACGUGGUGCUGCUGGUGGGCUAUCGCCUCACCGGCUCAGACCCCACCUUCCCGCACAUGGCGCCGCCCUUCUGGAUCAUCCGCAACUCAUGGGGCCCGGAGUGGGGCGACGGCGGGCACAUGCGGAUGGACAUCCAGGGGGGCGACGGCGUGUGUGGGAUCAACAUGCUGCCUGGGAUCUACCCGGUGGUGCGCGCUGCCAAGGACCCCUGCAACGUCAACGGCACCACCAGUGGGGUGUUUGGGCCGCUCUUCAACCCCUGUGGCAACUUCACGUGCACGCCCACGCCUGAUGGGGCCAGCAACCACUGCGACUGCAACGACCCGCGAUUCGUCGAGGCGCUUCAACCGGACAACUCGCGCACCUGUGCUUACAGUGAGCGCUCUCCCCUGUGCUUACAGGCAGCGGUGCACAAUCCAUGUGCAGUGGGCACGUGUGUGAAUGAUGGCAAGGGGUCGUACUCGUGUGUGUGCCCUCCUGGCUUCAGGCAGGGCACCACUGUUGAUGGCACCUUCUCCUGCGGUCCAGGCGACUCCAGCAGCACAUACAAGGUGGUGUCGUUGGGUGUCACGUGUGCCGACAUCCACCCCGUCUACGGCCUCACUCUCGCCCACCUGCAACAACAAAAUCCCGGUCUGAGCUGCAGCGCUCCUCUCGCUGUCGGCACGGUGGUGAACGUGGUCCAGCCAGCCGACCUCACGCCCUGCUCCGUCUACUACACCACGUCAGAGCGCUGCCCAGCAGCCCUUUUCCCAGGACUGCAAUUCCACGUCUCCUUUCAUCCUCCUCUCCCAUCAUCCACUCUCCUCCCCCAUUUCCCCCCGCCUCUCUCCCACCCCUCCUCGCUCCCAUCCCCCCAGGGCGACACAUGCGAGUCGCUAGCGAAAUACUUCUCCCUCAUCGGCAACUGCUAUGAGCCCUGCGCAGCGGCCUUCCAGGCGCUCAACCGCGGGCUGGACUGCUCCGGCAGCGGGGAGCUGGUGGGCAGCCAGGCGGUGUGUGUGGAGCGGCGGGCGGAGAGUGCAACGGCGCUGCUCAUCCCGGUGUGCUCGCAGUUCUAUCUGGUGCAGGCCGGGGAGACGUGCGACCAGAUCCGCUCCGUGCCCUCCCCGCCGCUCUCCCCUCUCGAGUUCUUCCGCCUCAACCCCGGCAUCAAGUGCAGCCGCCUCGUGCCCAAGACUGACGUCGGCAGCCUCACAGGCUUCGAGGUCUCCCUCUGCUCUCCCACUGCUCUCCCUCUGCUCUCCCACUGCUCUCCCUCUGCUCUCUUCUUUGUCCACAUUACCCUCUCCCCUGCUUCAUUCUAUCCUCCGCUGCAUUCUCUCCUCCCUUUCUUCACCCUCUCCCCAGUCGUCCGUGCCCUCUCCUUUUGCCACUUGCUUUCAUGA